This is a messenger RNA of Phytomonas sp. EM1, 865 nucleotides long. The record is from the annotation of a GenBank genome assembly. Lineage: Eukaryota; Euglenozoa; Kinetoplastea; Trypanosomatida; Trypanosomatidae.
GGAGAAAGCUAACAAACGUUUAUAUAAAUAUAUAAAUAUAUAUGAGAGCAACUGUAUAUAUCUUUACUUAUUAGUUUCUUUCUACAGAUGGAGCCAAAUGAGACAUUUCUUUUGGCGCGCGAGCGCCCUGCCCAAGCACUUCUUACUGAGCAGCCUCCACGCCGUGUAGCGCAUUUGCAUUUACGCCCUGCUCUGACGGAGGAUGAGAUGCGGCGUGCGGAGCACGCCCAACGCCGCGUUACGUGGAAUGCAAAUGUUAGGGAGUUUCCGAACCAACGUGUUAGCAAAAGCUGCUGUAUUUUUCAUAAAAAAAAGCUCUUCGGCGAAAGUAGCAGUAGUAGCAGUAGUUGCAGCAGUAGCGAUAGCGAAAUCCUCCCGGGUGAAGGCGAAGCGGAUAGGGGGUUUCCACCUCACGAGCCGACGUUACCCAAAGCGAGUAAUGACGAUCCCAGCAAAAGUGGUGGUUUAGGCGAAACCAAUGACAACAGCAACGCAGGUGGAUGCGGACACUCGCAUGGUGGUGGAAAACGUCAUCACCCUAAGUGUACCAAAGAGCACUGCUAUUGCGGAACUCGUUUCCAUUAAAAAAUAUAAAAACACCACAGAAUACCAGCAAAAAAAAAAGGAAAUAAAGGAUGCUUUGUAUCGGUUCUAUCUUCGAACGUUAUAGUUCUUUUCCUUUUACAGAUUGCAUUGAGAGGGAGGUAGACCUAUGGAAAGGGCUCCCGUAGGGAAAAUUUUUUGUUUUAUUUUCCAUGUUUCCACCUUAAAUUAAAAGUUUAUUGAUAUAUCUGCAUUGUAUUCUUCCAGACUAUAUCUGCUACAAAAGUCUUUGAGAAGAUUAAUUGUGCUGACAUAACUUUCU